AUGAUGCUGCAUUCAGCGACCCCUUUCGAUGAAAGUACUGACGUGAAUGACAUGGCGCACCUAGCAAUUGUUGCAAGAUAUUGUGACAAUGAUCGUAUUUACGAAGAAUCAUGUUGUUUGAUUAUUCCUCUUACCAAUACAUCAGACAUUCUGACUGCAUUUCUAAAUUAUUUCGAAAAUCAAGCCAUUAAUACAAAUAAAAUAUUUUGUAUUACUACUGGUGGUGCACGUGCAAUGGUUGGAAAGGAAAAAAGAUUUAUUAAGCGUCUUGAAAAUCACAUUUCACGCAGUGUAAUGUGUUUUAAUUGCAUUGUACAUCGGGAAAAUUUAGUUGCAAAACUUUCGUCACAAAGCUUCAGUUCUGUCGUGGAGACUGUUGUUAAAAUAGUUAACUUCAUGGUUUCUCGCUCUUCACUGGCUCACAGACAAUUUAAGUCUCUUCUGCAAGAACUGGACAGCGAAUAUGCAGACUUCCCACUUCACAGUAAAGUCCUGCAGCGUAGACUCGGUUAA
This is a messenger RNA of Octopus sinensis (East Asian common octopus), 513 nucleotides long. RefSeq names its product protein FAM200B-like. NCBI's taxonomy places the organism in Eukaryota, Metazoa, Mollusca, Cephalopoda, Octopoda, Octopodidae. The transcript has a single exon. The record is from RefSeq and is a predicted model, not a curated record. Bases 1 to 513 code for a protein of 170 amino acids.